AAACACUUUAUCGCGGGACAGUUUAUUGCAUGACAGUUCAUCACCAACACUUAAUCGUAUGCUACUUCAUCAUCUAAAAAUUUCAUCGCGCAACAAUAGUAGUCUUGUAAGAUACUUUAUUGCGACAGUUACUUCAUCACGAUCAUUUUAUCGUGCGAAAACUCAUUGUUUUAUUAUUACAGUUAUUUCAUCGCGUGAAAUAUUAUGAAUUUGAAGAGAUUCACAGGAUGUAAUUGUAGAACUACGAGGUGUGGCUAUUAAAUAACGAGACUUCUCGCCUAGAGGGCGCCCUAGAUGGGUAGUGAAAAAAACGAGUAAUGCGUUGGGUAUCUAGAUCUCUUAUCUAUGCACAUACCAAAACAUGUUUUCGUCACUAUUAUAGUAUUUGUGCUGUAGUGGUUUGAAAGGAACGUGUUUUUUUCUCGACGGCUUUUGGUACACACUGCUUUUUGUCCUCGUUGCAUAGUUAGUCAAAUUUCUCGUUAAAUUGAAAAAAACUCCGACCAAGUGCUAUAAUUUGUUGCAAGAGGCCUAUGGAGGCAAUUCUCUAUCUCGUGAACGUGUUUUUGAGUGGUAAAAGCGCUUCAGUGAGGGCCGAGAGAGCACUGAAGAUGACCAGCGCCCAGGUCGCCCUGUCACUGUUUCAACUCCGGAAACAGUGACCAAAAUCAACCAAAUUGUGCGUGCAGAUCGUCGAAUGAGCAUCCGGAUGNUUGCCGAGACUGUAAACGCCGAUAAAGAAACGUUUAGAAAAAUUUUACAUGAGGAAUUACAUAUGACAAAAGUCUGUGCGAAGUUGGUGCCAAAAAACCUGACUCCUGACCAAAAGUUCUUGAGUCAACAGGUCUGUUCAGAUUUCCUUGAAAAGUUAAAAGAAGAUCCCGGACUGAUGAAAAAUAUUAUAACUUGCGACGAAACAUGAAUUUUUCAAUACGAUGUUGAAACAAAGCGACAAUCGAUGCAUUGAAAGACACCUGAAUCGCCCAGAAUCAAAAAAGCAAGGAUGUCCAAAUCAAAAUUUAAGGCAAUGUUGAUCGUUUUUUUUGACAUUAACGGUAUCGUGAUGACUGAAUGGGUUCCAGAGGGUCAGACUGUCAACCAGAUUUACUAUUUAUCAGUUUUGGCAACACUGCGAGAAAGAGUUCGUAAGAAACGGCCCGAGUUGUGGAAGAACAACUCGUGGAUUUUGCACCAGGACAACGCACCUGCCCAUAACGCGCUAUCUGUGAAGCAGUAUUUGGCCGGUAAGCGCACUCCAGUGCUCGAACACGCGCCGUACUCGCCAGANUGCUCGAACACGGGCCGUACUCGCCAGAUUUGGCACCGUGUGACUUUUUUUUGUAUCCAAAGAUAA
Molecule: messenger RNA, 1354 nt
Organism: Cinara cedri
Lineage: Eukaryota; Metazoa; Arthropoda; Insecta; Hemiptera; Aphididae
Source: the annotation of a GenBank genome assembly